This is a messenger RNA of Homo sapiens (human), 2971 nucleotides long. RefSeq names its product NT5C1B-RDH14 readthrough (gene NT5C1B-RDH14). Lineage: Eukaryota; Metazoa; Chordata; Mammalia; Primates; Hominidae. The record is from RefSeq and is marked validated. The transcript has 11 exons. The coding region runs from base 102 to 1910 and encodes 602 amino acids.
AUUCUAAAUGCAAAGCUAGACUGAGCAAGGGAAGUGACAGGAAAUGGAGCUGGGGAGACAAAAAUGUGGAUAACAACAAAAGAAUUUCAACAGGUAAAAAAAUGAGUCAAACAUCUCUCAAACAGAAAAAGAAUGAGCCUGGAAUGAGGUCCUCAAAAGAGAGUCUAGAAGCAGAAAAAAGAAAGGAAUCUGACAAAACAGGAGUUCGUCUGAGCAAUCAGAUGAGGCGUGCAGUCAAUCCGAAUCACUCGCUGAGAUGUUGCCCCUUCCAGGGUCACUCGUCGUGUAGACGCUGCCUUUGUGCAGCUGAGGGAACAGCCCUUGGCCCCUGCCACACAAUACGUAUUUAUAUUCACAUGUGCCUGUUGUGGGAGCAGGGCCAGCAGAUCACCAUGAUGAGGGGAUCACAAGAAUCAUCACUGCGGAAGACAGACUCUCGAGGGUACCUUGUGCGCAGUCAAUGGUCUAGAAUAUCCCGGAGCCCAUCCACCAAGGCUCCAUCCAUAGAUGAGCCUAGAAGCAGGAACACCAGUGCUAAGCUCCCCAGCAGCUCCACGAGCUCCCGGACUCCAUCCACCUCCCCAAGCCUGCAUGACUCCUCACCGCCGCCGCUGUCCGGGCAGCCCUCGCUCCAGCCACCCGCGUCGCCCCAGCUGCCCCGGUCGCUGGACUCGCGGCCUCCCACGCCCCCAGAGCCCGAUCCUGGCUCCCGGCGCAGCACCAAAAUGCAAGAGAAUCCGGAGGCCUGGGCCCAAGGCAUCGUGCGGGAAAUCCGCCAGACCCGGGACUCGCAGCCGCUGGAAUAUUCGCGCACGUCCCCCACCGAGUGGAAGUCCUCCAGCCAGCGCAGGGGGAUCUACCCCGCCUCCACCCAGCUGGACCGCAACUCUCUGUCCGAGCAGCAGCAGCAGCAGCGGGAGGACGAGGACGACUACGAGGCUGCCUACUGGGCAUCCAUGAGGUCGUUCUACGAGAAGAACCCGAGCUGCUCGCGCCCCUGGCCGCCCAAACCCAAGAACGCCAUCACCAUUGCUCUCUCAUCCUGCGCGCUCUUCAACAUGGUGGACGGCAGGAAAAUCUACGAGCAAGAGGGUCUGGAAAAGUACAUGGAGUAUCAGCUCACCAAUGAGAACGUCAUCCUGACCCCGGGCCCGGCGUUCCGCUUCGUCAAGGCACUACAGUAUGUCAAUGCUAGACUCCGUGAUCUAUAUCCUGAUGAACAGGACUUAUUUGAUAUUGUACUGAUGACUAAUAACCAUGCCCAAGUGGGAGUGCGGCUUAUAAACAGCGUCAAUCACUACGGCUUACUGAUUGACCGCUUCUGUCUGACCGGGGGAAAAGACCCCAUUGGCUAUUUGAAGGCAUAUCUUACCAACUUGUAUAUUGCUGCAGAUUCUGAAAAAGUGCAAGAGGCAAUACAAGAAGGUAUUGCCUCUGCGACAAUGUUUGAUGGAGCCAAAGACAUGGCUUACUGUGACACUCAGCUCCGUGUAGCCUUUGAUGGGGAUGCUGUCCUCUUCUCUGAUGAGUCUGAACAUUUUACCAAGGAGCAUGGGCUCGACAAAUUCUUCCAGUAUGAUACAUUAUGUGAAAGUAAGCCUCUUGCUCAGGGUCCCCUAAAAGGCUUUCUGGAAGAUUUAGGCAGACUGCAAAAGAAGUUCUAUGCCAAAAAUGAACGGUUACUUUGUCCUAUCAGGACCUACCUGGUUACAGCUAGGAGUGCAGCCAGUUCAGGCGCCCGUGUGCUGAAGACCCUUCGACGCUGGGGUCUAGAGAUAGACGAAGCUCUUUUCCUUGCUGGAGCCCCCAAAAGUCCCAUCUUGGUGAAGAUCCGGCCCCACAUCUUCUUUGAUGACCACAUGUUCCACAUUGAAGGGGCACAGAGGAAGAGCCUAGGCUGGAUGUCUUGAUCAAUAACGCAGGGAUCUUCCAGUGCCCUUACAUGAAGACUGAAGAUGGGUUUGAGAUGCAGUUCGGAGUGAACCAUCUGGGGCACUUUCUACUCACCAAUCUUCUCCUUGGACUCCUCAAAAGUUCAGCUCCCAGCAGGAUUGUGGUAGUUUCUUCCAAACUUUAUAAAUACGGAGACAUCAAUUUUGAUGACUUGAACAGUGAACAAAGCUAUAAUAAAAGCUUUUGUUAUAGCCGGAGCAAACUGGCUAACAUUCUUUUUACCAGGGAACUAGCCCGCCGCUUAGAAGGCACAAAUGUCACCGUCAAUGUGUUGCAUCCUGGUAUUGUACGGACAAAUCUGGGGAGGCACAUACACAUUCCACUGUUGGUCAAACCACUCUUCAAUUUGGUGUCAUGGGCUUUUUUCAAAACUCCAGUAGAAGGUGCCCAGACUUCCAUUUAUUUGGCCUCUUCACCUGAGGUAGAAGGAGUGUCAGGAAGAUACUUUGGGGAUUGUAAAGAGGAAGAACUGUUGCCCAAAGCUAUGGAUGAAUCUGUUGCAAGAAAACUCUGGGAUAUCAGUGAAGUGAUGGUUGGCCUGCUAAAAUAGGAACAAGGAGUAAAAGAGCUGUUUAUAAAACUGCAUAUCAGUUAUAUCUGUGAUCAGGAAUGGUGUGGAUUGAGAACUUGUUACUUGAAGAAAAAGAAUUUUGAUAUUGGAAUAGCCUGCUAAGAGGUACAUGUGGGUAUUUUGGAGUUACUGAAAAAUUAUUUUUGGGAUAAGAGAAUUUCAGCAAAGAUGUUUUAAAUAUAUAUAGUAAGUAUAAUGAAUAAUAAGUACAAUGAAAAAUACAAUUAUAUUGUAAAAUUAUAACUGGGCAAGCAUGGAUGACAUAUUAAUAUUUGUCAGAAUUAAGUGACUCAAAGUGCUAUCGAGAGGUUUUUCAAGUAUCUUUGAGUUUCAUGGCCAAAGUGUUAACUAGUUUUACUACAAUGUUUGGUGUUUGUGUGGAAAUUAUCUGCCUGGUGUGUGCACACAAGUCUUACUUGGAAUAAAUUUACUGGUACAAAUUCUUAA